Molecule: messenger RNA, 1734 nt
Organism: Penicillium lagena
Lineage: Eukaryota; Fungi; Ascomycota; Eurotiomycetes; Eurotiales; Aspergillaceae
Exons: 2
Biological process (GO): positive regulation of transcription by RNA polymerase II
Cellular component (GO): nucleus
Molecular function (GO): DNA-binding transcription factor activity; transcription cis-regulatory region binding
Source: RefSeq, a predicted model, not a curated record
UCACAAUGCAAAAGAUGCGUGAGGGCGGGAAUCCGGUGUGAAUGGAAGAGCGGACCAAUUCCGCGACGGCCAACACGACCUCUACCUUUGAAAAAAAGCGAGGCAGACGGCAAGGGUGGCAGUGAUAGUAUUCCGUCCACCAAAAUCGUGAGGAAACGUCCAAUCGGCCCAUCGAAUCCCUGCCCGCUGCUACCGGCACAAAAUCCUGGGAUUGCAGAUCAUGGGUGCAGUCUUCAAGCGGCCAACUCUCUGCGUUUGUCUGCUUUUGAUAGGCGUUGCCUAGAAUACCUCCAAGAUUCGUUCUUGGUGGUUGUGCUCGGAAAGCAUUGGCCGUGGUCGAUUGUCUCUUAUAUGUAUCACAAAAUCGCUGUCAAAGAGCCCAUGGUCAUGAGCAUGAUGCUAGCCACUGCGGCUAGUGAGAUUUACCGAGCAAAAGCCCAUGGCGGACAUGUUUCUUGUGGGAAGCACAGCUCGGCUCUAUCGGACAUGGAUGGACAAGUGCACUACGGAAGAGCUUUGUCGGAACUCCGUGAAGCUUUAAAACAAGAUGCAAAACCUACGACAAGAGUUGAGGCCAUCUUCAUUACCCUUUGGUUGAUGAUCGACUAUGAGGGUCGGUUUGGAAGUGGUGAUUCGGCAAUCAACAUUCAUAUCCGUGGAAUUGAAAGCUUGCUUCAUAACCAUGUUGUACCACUACUCAAAUUUCAGGCAUCUUCCACCCCUGAAAUUACAUCUGAGAGCAGAGACCCAGAGAUUCCGCCACAAGCGCAUAUCCACACUUCCCAUUCAAAUGACCUGGAGACUACAUCGUCUGGCUUACAAUCCGGCCCUCCAUUGGAUGGAUUCUACCACACCUCAAUUCCAUUAUUCAUACUUUGGACACUAUACUUCUUCACGCCAGCAGCUCUCUUUUUCGGUUCAGGAUCGACGCGUCUAGAUACAGAUCUCUUCCGGUUUCUACUCUGCGCAGACCCCGAAAAGAGAUUGCCAUUAAGCCUAACGGAGCUCUAUCGGUUGAGCAGACAAUCGCCUGCUCGUUUCUGGGGCGAGGAAUACCCUCUCAGCGCCCGAUUGGAUGACCAAGAGAACCUCCCAGGUCUGACAUUGUACCACCACAGCCAUGUUGUCCAAUUUAAAAUCACCGAGCUGUUCAAGCACGGGACAAUGCCAGAUGCACCGUCUGGGGAGGAAUCCCCAUACCAGCGGAUAAUCGGCGAAAUUAAUACUUUGUCUGUCGAAUACGACACCGUUCUCACCACUGCCGAAACCUCACGUUCCUGCGAAACCAUUGGUGAAGGCCGUCGUGUGAUGGAAACCAUUUACUGGUCGUCGAUAACUUACUACAGUACCAUCGUCUACUUCUACCUUUGCUUCCAGGAUCUGCUUGACAACCACAGUGGAUCGAAUUCUGUGCCGUUUGAUCGCAGCAACAAAUUGAUCCCGCUCAGUGCUGCAGUCUCACAAGUCCUUGAACUAAGUCUGAAGCUUCACCGCAGCCGACCCCAUCUCAUGGUUCGAAUUACCUGGCCCUUAUUUAUCGCUGGAGUCGCGACUUCCGAUAAGAUAUACCGGGACUGGGUGUCGAUCAGGCUGCGGGAACUGAGCCAGUACGGGCAGAACUUCAGUCGGGUCAGCAAUCGGUUUGAUGAGAUAAUUCAGGGAAGCGAAUUGUAUCUCUAUCGGAGAAGCGAUCGACAAGUUUUGGCAAGCCCCAGGAGGGACACGCCUGUUCCU